UAUAUAUGGAGGGUGGGGACUGAUGAGAAGACUUGGCUCCUAAAAAGUAAAUGUGGAGUGGUUUUGGAGGAGGUGAAGAGGCAAAAUAGUAAUGGGAAAAUUCAAAAGGGUGUGUGUGUACUGUGGAAGCAAUUCAGGGAACAGAAAGAUAUUCAGUGAUGCAGCUCUUGAUCUUGGAAGAGAAAUGGUUGAGAGGAGGAUGGAUCUCAUCUAUGGAGGAGGGAGUGUGGGGCUAAUGGGUUUGAUUUCUCAGAAGGUCUAUGAUGGUGGCUGCCAUGUUCUUGGAGUGAUUCCAAGGGCUCUGGUUCCAAUAGAGAUAUCAGGGCAUGCAGUUGGGCAAGUGGUGAUUGUUUCUGACAUGCAUGAAAGAAAGGCAGAAAUGGCUUCUAGGGCUGAUGCCUUCAUUGCACUUCCUGGUGGGUAUGGAACAAUGGAGGAACUCCUUGAGGUGAUAGCAUGGGCUCAGCUUGGGAUCCAUGAUAAGCCAGUGGGUCUCCUAAACGUAGAUGGCUACUAUGAUUGCUUGCUUGGGUUAUUUGACAAAGGUGUAGAAGAGGGAUUCAUUAAGCCAUCUGCUAGAAGCAUUGUAGUCUCUGCAAAAACUGCUAGAGAGCUGAUACAGAAGAUGGAGGAUUACAUACCUUUUCAUGAUCAAGUGGCACCAACUCAAAGCUGGAAUGCAGGAGAACCCAACGCCACAAAUUCAUAGCUACUGCUUUUCUUUGAUCCUGAGAGGAAGAGGAAAUUUCUUGUUGUAAUAUAACAUUUAUAAAUCAUUUGUGACAUGGGUCAUGCGAUUGAACAAAUUUUAUACAAGAAAAUGAUGCAUUUUAGGGAAGGGGCUUGUGUCCUGUUUAUGUUGAUCAAACCCUUUGGUGGAUACAGAAAGCAUGGUAUGCAGUAGCUCUGUUGUUCAA
Molecule: messenger RNA, 917 nt
Organism: Vitis riparia (riverbank grape)
Lineage: Eukaryota; Viridiplantae; Streptophyta; Magnoliopsida; Vitales; Vitaceae
Product: probable cytokinin riboside 5'-monophosphate phosphoribohydrolase LOGL1
Exons: 6
Coding region: 92-709 (205 amino acids)
Biological process (GO): cytokinin biosynthetic process
Cellular component (GO): cytosol; nucleus
Molecular function (GO): hydrolase activity, hydrolyzing N-glycosyl compounds
Source: RefSeq, a predicted model, not a curated record